GGAAGUGACAAAGAUAAUGAAAGUAGGCUCAAAAUUUUGCGUGAGCAACACAGCACAAAGCAGAGCAUAUGGAGACCAACAGCAGAGAAACACUACAGGCAGACUCCAAUGCAUUUGAUUUAUCUGAGGAGCUUGGAUUCCUCCUCAAAGAGCCACUGACGAACCUUCCAGACUAUUAUCGAGUGUGGCUGGACCUGGCGAAUAAUCUCACACAUCUGAUAGAGUCCCGUAAACUACGGGACAUGGUUCACAAGAUGCCUGUCUUGAGUCCAGAUCUCUUGACUAACCAUAGGGAGCUCAGGCUGGCUCACCUAGCGCUGGGAUUCAUCAGCAUGGGAUACGUGUGGCAGGAAGGACAACAUGCACCUGCUCAGAUUCUCCCAAAAGCUCUGGCCUGGCCUUAUUGGCUGGUAUCUCGCAGACUGGGCCUUCCACCCAUCCUGACUUAUGCAGACUCAGUUUUAGCCAACUGGAAGUUGAAGGAUCCCACAGGGGAUAUGGAAAUUGGGAACAUGGAAUUGAUCUUUUCCUUCCCUGGUGGUGAGAGUUGUAAAGGAUUUUUCAUUGUGUCAUUGUUGGUGGAGAUGGCUGCUAGUUCCGGCAUUAUGGGGGCUCUGGAAGUGAUGCAUGCUAUGAAAAUCUCUGACCUCAUUGGCGUACAGAAAGGUCUGGGCAAAGUAACUCAGUCUCUGAAGAAGAUGAAGGAAACUUUAAAACUCAUGCACAAUCAUGUGGACCCAACUGCGUUUCAUGGAACAUUGAGAAUUUUUGUCUCAGGGUGGCGAGACAACCCCAUGCUUCCAAAGGGGCUGUUGUAUGAAGGUGUGAGCAAUGAGCCAAUUUUGUUAUCAGGCGGAAGUGCAGCCCAGAGUUCAGCCAUUCAGUGCUUUGAUGCUUUGCUGUGCAUUCAGCAUGAGGAUGAGACAGGAGCCUUCCUGACACGCAUGAGGGAUUACAUGCCUCCUGCCCACCGUCAGCUGAUAGAAACUCUUUUUGUCUGUCCAUCUCUGCGAGACUUCAUCCUGUCCUGCUCCAGCUCUGAUAUCUGCCAGGCUUACAACUCCUGUGUCUCAGCGCUGGUGGAUUUACGGAACUACCACCUCAAUAUCGUGACCAAGUACAUCAUUGUGCCUGGUAACCAUGCACGCGCCAUGGGUUGCCCGCUCAGAGGUGUGGGCAACAUGCUUAACACCACAGGCACAGGAGGAUCCAGCCUCAUGGUCUUCCUCAAGAGCGUUCGCGAUACCACACAAAAAGCACUGAUCACAGAAACCAUCUGUAUUGAGAGAAACUGAAAUAUAAUUUAUCGUAUAUUUAAUAAUAUACACAAUAUCCAACACUUUGUUAUGUAUUUAUGAAAGGCUCACACAAAAAAGUCUUGACAAGUAGCACCACUAUUAUGCUAAUCAGAAAAAUGUAUUUGUCAUUAUUACAAUUAAAGUAUUAGUAAAUUAACUGUCAGCUGUAUACCUUAAUAGUGUAUGGUAAAUGUUUAUGGCACUUGUUAUGGCCCUUAGACAAAUGUAACAUUGAAGAGCAACUUAACACCAGCUGAUAAUAUUGUUUUUGCUGACCUUCAGUUGUUCAACUUCUCAUUUUGCUGUAGUUAUGUAGAACUGUGUUUCAUUACAUUGUGACAUCACUGUUGGGUUUGGUCCAAGGGGCGACAGACUUGAAACUUUCAACCAGAGAGGGUGAUAAAACACUUGUUUUUUUUGUUAAUAUUUUUACUUGAGAACUCAAUACUGCAAUACUUUGUACUUUACUUUUACAUAAUACUUUAUACAGUAUAAUCAUGCAGUAUGAUUGUAAAAACGUUCGCAGACCAUGCUGCAGAGAGGGACUAUGUUUAGUGUUGCAUUUUGUGUAUUAAAGAGGUACUGCAUACUUAAA
Molecule: messenger RNA, 1893 nt
Organism: Thunnus maccoyii (southern bluefin tuna)
Lineage: Eukaryota; Metazoa; Chordata; Actinopteri; Scombriformes; Scombridae
Product: indoleamine 2,3-dioxygenase 2-like
Exons: 10
Coding region: 69-1295 (408 amino acids)
Biological process (GO): 'de novo' NAD+ biosynthetic process from L-tryptophan
Cellular component (GO): cytoplasm
Molecular function (GO): indoleamine 2,3-dioxygenase activity; L-tryptophan 2,3-dioxygenase activity; heme binding
Source: RefSeq, a predicted model, not a curated record